Molecule: messenger RNA, 378 nt
Organism: Strongylus vulgaris
Lineage: Eukaryota; Metazoa; Nematoda; Chromadorea; Rhabditida; Strongylidae
Source: the annotation of a GenBank genome assembly
CUGCUUAAGGAUCCAUCCAUUUUCACUGUGCUUACGGCUCCAUCGUUAAAACUCGGCACUGCAAUUGCUGACUUUGUCAUUUUCCCCCCUCGAUGGGGUGUGGCUGAGAAUACAUUCAGACCGCCUUAUUAUCACCGAAAUUGUAUGUCUGAAUACAUGGGUUUGAUUGUUGGUUCUUAUGAGGCAAAGGAAGGAGGAUUCCGUCCUGGAGGCGCCUCAUUACACUCGAUGAUGACUCCUCAUGGUCCUGACGUGACUUGCUUCGAGAAGGCCUCGAGGGAUGAGCUGAAACCCCAACGUAUUGCAGAGGGAACAAUGUCGUUCAUGUUUGAAAGCUCGCUAAAUAUGGUCAUUACGGAAAAAGCGAAACACGAGAAC